Molecule: messenger RNA, 6648 nt
Organism: Plectropomus leopardus (leopard coralgrouper)
Lineage: Eukaryota; Metazoa; Chordata; Actinopteri; Perciformes; Serranidae
Gene: wbp1
Product: WW domain binding protein 1
Source: RefSeq, a predicted model, not a curated record
CAGUUUCACGUUACUGCCGGAGCUGUUUGUUUCCGAGGAACAACAAAAACAUGUCCGAGUGCGACAGGAUAAACCGUUAAUCAGCGACAGCCACCUGAAGUCACCUCAACACGUCGUCGUUUCCACCGACUGCUUUAUGAUUCCCGUCGUGUUCACGGCCGAAAACCCAGAAAGAUGCCGCAGAAAGCACUGGGAUCCAUUGUAGGUCUUCUUUGUACCGGGACUUGUCUGGUGCAGGGGAAGGAGUUCUGUUUCGGGGUAAAUAAUGAGCAGUACCGCUGUGAGAUGGGGUACUGCUGUGGAGAGACAGAGUGCUGCACCUACUACUACGAGCUCUGGUGGUUCUGGUUGGUAUGGACCCUGAUUAUCAUGCUUAGCUGCUGCUGUGCCUACCGACACCGGAGGGUUAAGAUGCGUCUCCAGCAGGAGCAACGUCAACGUGAGAUCAGCCUCAUGGCCUACCAGGGAGCCUCCAGCUCCUUCAUUUCACCUCCUCCGCUCAAUCUAAGGUUCUGGAACGACUGCAAGCUUCCUGACUAUGAAGAGGUUGUAGGUCACCCCCCGACACCACCUCCUCCUUACUCUGAAAACCCCCCUGAGACGACUCCAGCGCUCCCUCCACAACUGAGCCAGCCAGACGCCACGGUGCCACAACCCCUGCCCGAGGCAGACCCUGGGGUGGACAGUCAGGCGUCAGGCUCGUCAUCAGACCAGGAAGCAGUGUCGAUGUCCACCCAAGCGCAGUGUCUGGCAGAGGAGAACGUGGAGGCUUCACUGAUUGCAGCGGUGGCGGCAGAGGAGGAGGAUGAGGAGCUUGUCACUCGACGUCGCCACGUCACCGGUGACUCAGGGAUUGAGGUGUGCGUCUGUCAGAUGGACGUAGAUGAGGGCUCGGGGCUUGAGGAGGAAAGUGACGAGGAGCACCGGAUGUGCAAGGUCACCGGUCAGGACUGCUGCUCCCGGCACCAGCAGCAGACCUUCAGACAGAAGGAGCACACCUCUGAGCUACCCAGCCAGACCGCCAGCACCAGCACUGGAGACCACAUGGUGUGAUCCGCAACGUGACUAACCAGCCAACUGGCGCGGCUUUCUGCUUCACGCGGAGGGAUACAAGAUAUCUGUUGCUGUCAUCAUCGCCACAGAGACUGUUUGUGUUUUAAUUCUUUGAACUAACACACAGGCAUGACGUUAAGAUGAUGAUGAUAACUAAUCCUUAAAGGCUCCUGAUUAAGAAAGAUGAAUAACACAUUGUGUGGACAAGCUCCUGGCUUUUUAAAAUUUAGCUUUGCUUUUGUUUAGUGGGGAAACCAGUAAACACAUGUUGAUGCUUUUUUUUCUUAGCAUUGAAUGAGAGAACGUCAUUGGGUAGUGAGAAGGCAGCAAUUGAUUGUGACUGCAACCAGAGGUGACUGCUUCCCUCGCUCCUACCCUCUCCUUGAGCACUGCCAUCAUGUGUCUGACCCGCCACGCUCCUCGAUCAGAACAUUUCCGGCCAUCCCUCCAUCUGACAUUUUACCUCUGGUGGGAUGGUCAACUCGGAGCAUACCAAUAUGGUCAACAACAUUUCUCCCCCUAUCCCCACUUUGACUCUGAAGCAGAGGAGUCAGAAACAAACCUUGAAAACUAAGGACGAUACUGGAUGAAUCGCCAAGAUUUUCCCCCAAAGCUGUGUGUGCGUGAGUGUGUGUGUGUGCUGUGAAAUCUAGGGCACAGCUGCAUGAUGAUGUCAGCUCUGAGGUCAUGGCAACCGGCGUCUGGUGUGAAGUCUGUGGGACUUUUCGCUUCUAGAGUGGGGGAGACUUUACACCCACAAAGAGAUGUAGACAGAGACAAGAAGGGGUUGUUGUUUUGUCUCCAGGUUUUAAAUGCCUCACACCUCCCCCAGCUUCUUUUUUUUCCAUGUUUUGAUAUCCAAAUUGUGGUCUCCACAGCUCUGUGGUCACCAGUUGGCAUGACUGUGGGUAAGGAGCUUAGAAUCAGUUUCAGACUGCAUUGAAUUCAUAGAAAUAGCCAAGAGGGCUACGCCACCAGUUUUGUAAUCAAUAAAAAGCCUCGUGGGGGCUCUGUGUUAGGGUGUUUUAUUUACAUCAGAGCAAGAAGUGGCAGCAUUUUGCUCAUUCUAAACAAGCAAAUAGUUGGAUGUUCAUAAAGAGGGAUACACUUGCUUUAAAAACAAACAUCAUAAUCAGCUAUACUUCAGUAAAAGCUGCAGGUGUCACCAUUAAUUACAACAAAGCUCCUGACAGGGCUGCUAGAGUGUGUACUAGUGAGUUGUUAUAGUGCAGUAGGCAAGGAUUGUGUGUCUGUAUAUCUUUCAAGUGCUGCAGCAUCUGUUUGUAAUACUUGCUCAGCACUGAGGUGGAUUAACUAUUAAAAGCACUGGUAUUUUGCAUGAGGCAUGAAUUUCUGUGUUUCUAUUUGAGUUGAUUAGCAUUUUCUGGCGCUACUUGCUUUUCUCAUCAGCUUGUCAAAAUGAUUGGCUACACAGCUGUGUACCCAGAUGUUAGGGUGAAGAAAUUGAGUUGAGAUGCCCUGGGUCCAGUUUCAUUGUGUUGUUUGACCGUGUGAGCCACGCUGUGCUGUUGUGUGAUGCUGGUGGCCAGUUAGCUCAUGCUGUCUUGGCUCUCUGUGGCCCCUGUAGCUCUUGGCAGCAUGAGGGAUUUGCAGUGGUAUUUUCCAUUGGCAGCAGAGGGUGGGCGCAUUAGCAAGUUAAGGUGGAUGCACGCUCUGUGCAGUGUUGGCACUGCUGCAGAAUCUAUUGUGAUUUAACUGCAUGCUUCUCUGCAUUGUUGCAUUGCAUGUUGCUCGCCCAAUAUACUGUACAGUGUGUGCAAAACAAAAUUACAAUUUGUUGCGAGAUAAAAGUAUGUGCAAGUAGAGCUGCAACAGCUUCAAUAAGAAUUUAGUUUGCUCAACGACUUUUCAUUUGUCUGCUCUGAUACUGUGUGUUAAAAUGGGCACAGUGUAAAGACUCAGGUCGGUCAUUCUGCUUCACACAAGUAACAUGCUCACAAAGUGCUGCUUCUCGUUGGCCUUUAUCAUUGUUAUGGUGUGCAACCUCCAUGGUGCAAUAUUUUAUUCCAGAUAAAUCCAUCUAAAAUGCCUUAUAUACAGACACUAUCUUGGAUCUAUGGACUAUCUUGAAUUAACAGUUUAAAUGUCCAGUUAUCGCUUAACAGGCUAACUUUCAAAUAUAGCUAAUAAUCACACAUUUCCAGCCUGCAAAAUAGGGAGUAAAUGCUAACAUUUCAUGCUUGUCAGCUAGAUUUAUUAAGGCAUUAAAAUAAGUUGGCAUGUCUCUUUAUUUUCAGCACUGUUUGAACCCUGACAAUGACACAUUUAAGAAAUUCUUGGCCUCUUGACAAGAGAUGAUGCUCUGCACUGGCUGUAGUUGUGUUUUUUAUCAUUCAAGCUGUGUGUAUAGGGAAACAAGAUAAGAAAAAUAUCAAUAUAAAGUGCAACAAAAUGAGUGCACGACUUAAACUGAAAGAAGACUUUGUUUCAUGUUCAUUGAAAAACCAGGUCCAACAUCAGUUUUCUUGUGCUGCGUUCAGGCGCCUUUGACAGGCUGUUUAACCCUUUCAGAUCUGAGCAGAUUGCUUUGAUUUCUUUCACAAACAUGGGGAAGAAAUGGGCAAUGACCCACUUGGAGAGAAAUGUCCUACAAAUUGCAAGAAAUUUUUAAAAGGUGAUGAACAAAAUUACAUGAAAAUUAGUUUUCAUAAAGGAGGUAGAAUUAUUAGAAAUGAUAAAAAAAGGGGGAGAAAAAAAGUCCAGAAAAAGAUAUUUGUUAACAUCAUAUCUUUGAAAUUAUCUUACAGGAAAAAUCAUAUACAUAUGUUGUUUGAUUUUCUGAACUUUGUUUUUUACUUUUCUUUUUUUUACUUAUUUUCAGGUAAUUUUCUCGUAACAUUUUACUCAUUUCUUGUAAAUUUCGGGGACAUACGUUAAGUUGCAUUCUCUCCUACGUUUUUGGAAAAAUGAAACCAAUUGACUCAGGUUUCAAAGGGUUAAAUAGGCAACGUGUUGUAAAGUUUGCAGUCCUUGUGUUGCAUAGUCGAACAGGUGCUUAAAUAUGAAGCCAAACUAACAUGACAUCGACCUUUUAAGAGGAGCUGUUACACUGUGAGCAUGACUACACGCCCAUUAGCAGAAAUAACAAGACAUUUUUUUGACCAACACACCUCAAACUGCCUUGCUGCAUCUCUAGAGAGCAAAUGUCUUGAUCAUGGAGCUGCACAAUAAAACGAAGCCUCUGUGUGCAGAAACAGACUGCCUUAUUCGAGUAGAUGUAGUCUUUUGAAUGGUCAUAGUUGUGUUUUGUUUCUAGCAUGAUUGCUUCAGAGGCAGAGGAGCGCUUGCAUUGAUAGAAAAUAACGCUUGUUCUGGGAAAGUGUGCUCGCUUUGUGAGAAGAGGAUGUGGUUUAAAAACUUUUAAAGCCACAAGUUAUAAUCUGUCAUACGUUGUGUAGAGUUUUACUUGCAUUUUGUAUCUGAGGGGUGGCUGUGUUGAAUUAUAACAAACUGUGCGUCUAGUUAGUUGUGGUACUGAUGGAAUUAGUCAAGACCAGAUUUUGUGCUUGUUCUGUUUUUGUUCCAGGGAUCUGGUUGCAGUUAGUUUGUGAUGUUAACUGGCUCGAAAACAUGAUGAAAAUAAGGAAAAAUGUUGUUUUUCUUUUUUAUGAUUUUGUUGUGAUUUGUGUGUGGAGGACAAAAAUGAACAACAAGAGAUUGUGUCGUAACCUUCCUGCUAAGGUGCAUUUUUGCUUAUUUGUAUGUAGACAAUAUAAUAGGGGAUGUGGGUGAGGAACGACGGGAACGAUAGGGGUUCUUGUGUGCAUGAGUGAACUGGAGGUCCAUAGUUUUCCGAUUGCCAAACAACGACUAUGCCUCCCUGGUUUUCACACGUUUACCGAGAUUAAGGGCUAACAGAAGUCAUCAGUUGUGGACAGACAUCCAGCCAUCCAUUUCACCGCGUGAUCCGUCUCCUUUGUGCUGUUGAUUAAAAGCCACAGUUGCCGAGAUCCACUAUCUAAACAUGGUCCGUGUUUGGACGCCGUUGUUAUGUUGUGGUGGAGCUCAUAUUUAACAAUAGCUGAUUGUAUAUUGACUGUAUAUGUUUGUUUUUACAGGCUUUAACUUUGCCUUUUUUUGUUUUGUCAACGGAGGUGCGUGAUGCGACAUCCCUCCAACAUCCCCUUCCACUUAAUGAGAUAAUUAUUUCAUAGCUGCAUGUGUGGCUGUGACAGGAGUUUUGUUCCGUUGGCUCUUUGUGGACAGUGACUCCACCCUCCGCCAGGCUCUGUCCUGGUAACGCAAACCGUAGCUCUGCGCGUGAAAACGGGAGGCUGCAUCAACUCAUGCACAAGUGUCGACAGAAUAAAUCUACCAAAGUCGCUGCCACCUCUGUACUACAGAGAUCGUCACUGUUUUCAUUAUUGUGUGCGUGUAUGAUUGUCAUGACGAUUUGGUUUCCCACUCUCAGGGUAAUCUUUAACAAGCAAUGCUUAGAGUUUUAAAUACACAAAUUAUUUGACCCACCAGUCUCAUAAAGCCAAAGCCGUUCUUUCGUGAUAGUCUCCCCAUUUGUUGGUUAAUGUUGUUUCUGCAUCACGCAUCUCUAUAGUCUGUUGUACUGAACUAGGCUAUGCAAAAACAUACUGUUAUAUGCUGCGACCCCCUUUUCUCACUCUCUCUGUCAUUUGUCUGUGGGCACCAGUACAAGCAAUAUAACUCUCAGUACUCGUGGCACUGCACUGUACUGUAAUCUUUGGUUGGUGUGCGUAUUUGUUUAAGAAAACGUGUAAAAAAAAAAAAUACUUGUAAUGCUACUGCAAUGAUGUGUUGAGUAUGUAUGCUUCCGUGUCAGCUGAGGGGCUUCAGUUAAAAAGCCAUUCUAGUUUAUUAUAUACUCUUUUUUUCUCCUCUUUUUGGCUUUUUCCUGCCUGCCUCCUCAACCACUAACACUUUGUACUCCGGACUUAUGGAUAAACCACAUUAGUAAGUUGUUUAAAGCCGGAGGAAAAAGUUGAGUAUGUAUGUAUCUUUAAUCUGUUUGCCACUUUUCCAUCCGUCAUUUUUGUUGCACUAAUUCGAUGUGUUGGUUUUCUCAGUUAAAGCAACAGCUUUUCUUCUUUUUCCAUCCCGGUGAAGUUUCACUGACUGUUGCCUUUUUAAUCCUCAGUUAUUACAACACAAAACUUUUAUAUAUUAUACAUAUGAAAGACCUCAACAUGGAACACAGUCAGCCUACAUUAGACCAUUUGACUGAAACAGGGACAUUGUCAUUGUUCCCAUCCAACAACUUGUAAACUGUACUUUUAUUCUCAACCAUAUGAUACCAAACAGAUGGAGGUGCCAUGGUUGAGUUAUGCGGAUUUUUUUUUUUUUUUUUUUUUGCCAAAAUGAGAAACAUCCUAGUUUGAGAGGGAAGCAGGCAUUUACAAACACACAACCGACUCUUUCUACAUUGUUUUCCUAAUAACUUUAAACAAGCCAAAAUGAGUAAUGUGGGAAAAACAGAGAAAAAAAUAUGUAAAGCACUGAAUGAAAGAUAAAAAGGCUUUGGGUUUCGUAAGAAGUCUGCUGUGUACUCGUUGGGUCAUCAUUUGUAUUUUAUUUUUUUAAUAAAACAAAGAUUGGCACUCA